Aegilops tauschii subsp. strangulata is the source of this 720-nucleotide messenger RNA. Lineage: Eukaryota; Viridiplantae; Streptophyta; Magnoliopsida; Poales; Poaceae. The record is from RefSeq and is a predicted model, not a curated record.
AUGGCCGCGCAGAUUUUCAGAGCCUCCACCACCUGGGAAGUGCGAGAUGGGCGUUCAUGCAAGUUCUGGACAGACCCCUGGAUCGAGGGCAAGUCCAUCUCUGAGAUUGCGCCCCUGACCAGGACCCUCGCGGCCGGGCACGACGAGCUGCGCUGGAGGUGGACAGACUCCGGCGCCUACUCGGCCAAGACCUGCUACCGUGCGCUCUUCCACGGCUCUAUCUCGGAUGCAUCUUGGAAGCUUACCUGGAAGACAUGGGCCCCCCUCCGCAUCAAAGCCUUCAUCUGGCUGGCCCUACAGGAUCGGUGCUGGACGGCUGAUCGCCUCGCCCGCCGUGGGUUGCCUCAUAACGACCGGUGCGUGCUCUGCGACCAGGCCACAGAGGACAUGCACCAUCUAUUCGCUGCUUGUCCCUUCUCCCGCCAAAUUUGGCACGAGGUUCUAUCUUGGUGCAGAUCAACCGCUACGAUCCCGGACUCGGACACGCCCUUUGUGGAUUGGUGGAUCGACGCGUGCUCCACAUUGCCCGCUGCUCUACGCAAGGGACUAAACUCCAUCAUUGCCCUCACCGCCUGGGCUCUCUGGAAACACCAGAAUGGGUGUGUCUUCGAUCAGCUGCACCCCUCCAUCGCUAGCUUGCUUCGGUCUAUUCAGGAAGACGCUCGCCUAUGGGCUAGCGCCGGCGCCAACGGCUUGGCGACGAUGAUCUCUGAGAGAUAG